Messenger RNA from Zootoca vivipara (common lizard), 1171 nucleotides. It is a transcript of the gene PACRG, whose product is annotated as parkin coregulated. Gene Ontology annotation, molecular function: Hsp90 protein binding; Hsp70 protein binding. Gene Ontology annotation, cellular component: neuron projection; vesicle; cytosol. The record is from RefSeq and is a predicted model, not a curated record. Lineage: Eukaryota; Metazoa; Chordata; Lepidosauria; Squamata; Lacertidae.
UGGUGUUAGAAACAGGCCAAUCUUUCCCCCCUCCCCUUCCCUUCCUUCAUCCCGAAUCUACACAGAAGCCUGCUGCGCGGGGGCUGAGGAAGAGCUGAUGCAGGGGGACGGAAUUUAGGAAGGGGAGGAGUGUUUAAAAAAAGAAAAGAAAAAAAGGUCGUUAUCGGUUUUUUUGUUUUUGUAAAUUUCCGUCCUCAAGUUUUUUUUUUUUUUAAAUUUCCCAGCCUCCUCCUCCAGCAGCCACCUGAGGUGAUGGUGGCGGAGAAAGAGGGCUCCGGCCCCCAGAAGGACAGACCCCCACAACUGCAGGAGCCGCUGAGGCAUACCAAAAGAUGCAAGAAGCAGGUCAGCGAUGGAUUCACCGUCAAAGCCAUGAUGAAAAACACCGUGGUGAAAGGUCCCCCAGCGGCAGGAGCAUUUAAAGAAAGACCAACAAAGCCUACAGCAUUUCGCAAGUUUUAUGAGCGAGGUGACUUCCCAAUCGCCCUUGAGCACGAUACAAGAGGAAACAAAAUAGCCUGGAAGGUGGAGAUAGAGAAGCUGGACUAUCAUCACUAUCUGCCAUUGUUUUUCGAUGGUCUAUGUGAAAUGCAAUUUCCCUAUGAGUUUUUUGCUCGGCAAGGCAUCCAUGACAUGCUGGAGCAUGGAGGGAACAAGAUCCUUCCUGUCAUUCCUCAGCUCAUUAUCCCAAUAAAAAAUGCGCUGAACCUUCGAAACCGACAGGUCAUCUGCAUCACACUCAAAGUUCUCCAGCACCUGGUUGUGUCAGCUGACAUGGUGGGGGAAGCCUUAGUGCCCUAUUAUCGACAGAUUCUCCCCAUUUUAAACAUCUUUAAGAAUAUGAAUGUUAAUUCGGGAGAUGGCAUUGACUACAGUCAGCAGAAGCGUGAAAAUAUUGGAGACUUGAUUCAAGAGACACUGGAAGCUUUUGAGCGCUACGGUGGUGAAGAUGCUUACAUAAACAUUAAAUACAUGGUUCCAACUUACCAAUCAUGCCUGUUAAACUAACAAACAGAAAGAGUGAGGCUAUUUACAUUCUCCAGCUCUGUCAAAUGUUCUGUUCCUCAUUCUUUGCCUGCAUCUACUAAAACAGCAGCUUCUGGACCUUUAGACUGUGUGGUACUAUUGUGAACCAGUCUUUCCAAUACAUAAAUAGUGCCUGUUUCUUUGA